UAUUCUGUUACAUUGUAGCAAAAUGGCGACUGUCAUUCACAACCCCCUGAAAGCGCUUGGGGACCAGUUCUACAAGGAAGCCAUUGAGCACUGCCGGAGCUACAACUCGAGGCUGUGCGCAGAGCGGAGCGUGCGUCUCCCCUUCCUGGACUCGCAGACUGGGGUGGCUCAGAACAAUUGCUACAUCUGGAUGGAGAAGAGGCACCGCGGCCCGGGCCUUGCUCCGGGCCAGUUGUACACGUACCCUGCCCGCUGCUGGCGCAAGAAGCGACGAUUGCACCCACCAGAGGACCCAAAGCUGCGACUCCUGGAAAUCAAACCUGAAGUAGAACUGCCCCUGAAGAAAGAUGGAUUUACCUCUGAGAGUACCACACUGGAAGCCUUGCUCCGUGGUGAGGGAGUGGAGAAGAAGGUGGAUGCCAGAGAAGAGGAAAGCAUCCAGGAGAUUCAGAGGGUUUUGGAAAAUGAUGAAAACAUAGAAGAAGGGAACGAAGAGGAGGAUUUGGAAGAAGAUAUUCCCAAGCGCAAGAAUAGGACCAGAGGACGGGCUCGUGGCUCUGCAGGCGGCAGGAGGAGGCAAGACGCCGCCUCUCAGGAAGACCACGACAAACCCUACGUCUGUGACAUCUGUGGCAAGCGCUACAAGAACCGGCCAGGACUCAGCUACCACUACGCUCAUACUCACCUGGCUAGCGAGGAGGGAGACGAAGCCCAAGACCAGGAGACCCGAUCCCCACCCAACCACAGAAACGAGAACCAUAGACCCCAGAAAGGACCAGAUGGGACAGUCAUUCCUAAUAACUACUGUGACUUCUGCUUGGGGGGCUCCAACAUGAACAAGAAGAGUGGGAGGCCUGAAGAGCUGGUGUCCUGUGCAGACUGUGGACGCUCUGGUCAUCCAACUUGCCUGCAGUUCACUCUGAAUAUGACGGAGGCAGUGAAGACCUACAAGUGGCAGUGCAUAGAGUGCAAAUCCUGUAUCCUGUGUGGGACCUCGGAGAAUGAUGACCAGCUACUCUUCUGUGAUGACUGCGACCGUGGCUAUCACAUGUACUGUUUAAAUCCCCCAGUGGCUGAGCCCCCAGAAGGAAGCUGGAGCUGCCAUUUAUGCUGGGAGCUGCUCAAAGAGAAAGCAUCAGCCUUUGGCUGCCAGGCCUAGGGCUCCACCCAGGUCACAGAAUGCAGCCUGCCACUAGAGAGGCUGAACCGAAGCUCUGUUCAACCCAGAUGGAGGUCUCCUCCUGUAUAUGCACACAGACCAACUGCAAGGAAAACGAAUAGUUACAGAAGGGGGGGGGGAGGGAGCAAGGCCUCCACUCGCCUCUCACCCUACCUGUGACCUCCCGCCCCACGCAUCCUUCAGCCAGCUCUUCCUCAUUUCUACCAGCGGGAACUUGGCACUUUUGAGGAACAAUUCAGCCCCAGCUCUGUGGAACCUUCCUCAUGUUCACCCUCACAGGCAUCCCUCUUUGUUGCUUCCCGUUUUGGAGGAAGCCACUCUGUGACUGCUCAUCAACCACUCACUCGUAUGUUGCUUGGUGGGGUUCUUGUCUUGUCUUGUUUUCUACUGCGUUUCAAGAACUUGUCACAUAGUGUCCUCACCCUUUAGCUUAGGCUCUUCAUCCUGAAACUCUCACAGAGGAACAAAAUGCUGUGGUGAAGAAGCUCUUGCCUAUUACGAGUCUCACCGGAAACGUCCAUGUUUGGAGGCCAUCUUGAAGACGUCACUUGGACACGUCUUGGUUUUCUUAGACUCUGCUGAGAAGAGAAGUUGUAGCGUUUGAGCCUCGGCAGUAGCAUCCCCAGCUGCAAUGACCUUGGUCUACCACACUUGAUCAGGGGUUCAGAGGGCCUGGGAGGAACACUUGGGGCCCUGCGAUAGCCAGUCAGUAUUUGCUGCUCCUCAGGAGGGACUAGGUGGUUCCUUGACCUUCAGAACUGUGGUGUCCUUGAGGCGAGGCAACACAGUCUUUAAACACAGAAAUGUGCUGAAGAUCCUGCCCCCCAACCAAAUUGAGCGUGAAGGUCUUGGGGGAUGGGACUCAAGCUCUGGAGAGGUUGGCAAAGGAUGCCCCUUCAACAGUCCAGUGUUGGAUAGAAGAGACUGUAUGUAGCUUUGAGAAACCCUCCAGUAUUGAUGCUACACUAUGGAUUUCUUUUCCGGGCAAUUUCUUCCUUCCAUGUAGUAUAUGUUUGCCAGUGACCACUGAGAUGUGGCUGGGAAUUUUAAAACAGAGAAGAGAUGAACAUUACUUAACCAGAUCAUUGGGCACAGUGAUUACUUGUGACUGGGUGGUGAUGAUUCAGAACCCUCGUCCGUUCUUGCACCCUAAGCUCCCCGAUAGGGGAUGGGCUCUCGUUUGAAGCAAGAUUUCUAGAAGAUGUAGGAAGGUCUAGAUUCCGAGAACUCUGAGUGUCAGAUGAGAAGCCUUGAGGGCUGGAGUGGGCUGGGCUGCCUUUGACGCACAGCACCAGCAUGAUAACUGACACAUUUCUGGAAAAAUGGUUUGCCCAAAGGGCAGGUCUCCGUGAGCAGGACCCUCGCGCAUGCUCAGCUUCCCUGGAUUCAGCUCCAUUGCUGUGGUCCAGCAGCUUGCAACAAAGGCCUGGGUUAUUUUUAGUCUUCAGCUCCUGAAGAAGCCCCUGGAGACCUGGGCUGGCUGGGCCCCUCUGCCCAGCGGCAGCAUGGCCUCUGCCACUCCACAGGAGUCAUCCUCCCCCCUGGCUAAUUGCUCUUGGCACAUGGACCCAGGGCAGCCUGGCAUGGAACCAAGCAGUGUGACCCUCCCCCCCCACACCCCCUGCAACUUCUUUGCAGAGUGACCUGUGGCAAGAGAAUGGGGGUCACUCUCCUGCAGGCCCUGUGGCCUCAGAGCUAGUUCCAUGCAUACGAAAUGAUCUCAUUUAAAGGGCCCCUGUCCAGAGAGAGUCUGUCUCCUCCUCUCAAGCUCUCUUCUUCUCCCUGCUGGUUGCUGUGCCUGUGUGGAUUCAAAAGACCCAAGGGAGGGCUGGAGGAAUGGCCCAUCUCCACGGAGGGCUACAUCCCCUCUUCAGACUCUGCGGGCUCUCUCUUCCCACCAAACCUAAAGCAGAGUAUCAUCAGAAACGAACUACUUGUUUGGGGGGAAUCAUAUUAAAUUAAUUUCAGAAGGGAAAAAAGGCCCAAAUGUUCUGAAAUGCUAUACAAGCUUAAAGGUGGGGAAAAAAAAUAAGUCUAAAGCCUUCCACCUUUAUGCUCUGAGACUUGACAGGUCCCCUUCUGGAGUGUAUAUGAGUCUGCUCACUACAGAAGUGCAGGUGUUCUAUAUCCAGCCCUGCUUGGGCCCACCCAAACUGAUGGGGGAUCAUGUCUCUCUAACCCAAGGCAGCAGUCGGAGCUUGUCCACAGCGCUGGGGCUGCUCAGGACUCUUGGUCUCUUCAAGGCUCCUGGGGUCCUUCUCUUCUGUUUCACUUGGCCUGUGGAAUGGGCUCAGCCUUUCCGCUUCAGAGGUUUUGGGUUGAUUCUCCAUACAGAGUAGGGAGAGCAGCUCAGCUUGGAGAUGUCGUGUCAGGGUACAGCAGGCCAGGUCUCCAGAGCCAUCCUCCUGCAUCAGAAAACAAAGGCGUUAGUGGAGUAAAGUUGGUAUCUUCUUUCUCAGAGCCCUGGAAUAAGCAGCAAUCACAGGGUCAGGGUUCUAGUGUCCCCUCUACCCCUGGAUAGUGUAUGAUCUUGGACAAAUCACCUAGCAUCCUCAGAUCUCAGUGUACCCAUCUGUAAAAUGGAAAUGAGAACACUUGCCUUUUCUAUUCCACACUGACUCCGGGAGGAAUAAUGUUACAUAAACAACCAACUGCAGAGCUAGGCAUGUCUGUGGGAACUCCAAAUGCUUUUUGAAGCCACCUUCUUGUGGCUUCUAGCCAAAGCUAGAAGCCUCCUUGGAAUCUCCCUUUUGAUGGAUGGAGGCUUACAUGUCAAGGUCCAGGUUGUCCAUGGUCAGGGCUUCUAAGGCAGGGCUGUGGUCAUGGGGACCGUGAUUUGGCUUGGGUGGUAAUGGGAGGUGCCCAGGGUUUGGGAACUUGAGGACAAAGAUAUCAUAAAUGCAUGUGCAUGUGGACAGAUAGACACAGACAGUCAGAAGACAGACAGACAGACAGACAGACAGACAGACAGACACACACACACACACACACACACACACACACCAUCAGCAUGGUUAACCACAUGGAAUGGGAGCCAACUUCAGUAGAGAGUACUGUGCACUUGUUCAAAUGUAGUAGUCUCUUUUUAGCUGGUUAACUCUGGUCAGGUGACUUUGCCUCUCUGAGCCUCACUGCCCAUGAGUAUGAGGUAGAGAGAUAUGGCCUGUCUAGAGAUCUAGCAGGGCUAAUAGAGUAAUGCUUGCUGAGAAGUGUCAUGGUGCAGGUCUUGCUAACAAUGGGGCUUCCAGUCUGUAGUAGCCACUGUCAUUCUGUCCAGAGGUCACUAAAGGGAGACAAUGAUGCUGUUGAGGACCCCCUCAAGCUCCCGACACGGUUAUUCUGCUCCACUACGGCCUUACAUCCUUGUGUGGUGGCUGAAGAACUCCGGUUGGAAGAUAAACUCUUAUUUCUUUCUAGACACUCUUGAGACCCUAUAUUCGGGACCUGUAGUAAAUCCAGGACAGGCAACGGGCAAGGAAAGAGGAGUGGAGCUCUAGAUAGGGACCUGACGUUUCUGUCCUCUUUCCCAACCCCUCCUGACACCGCCAGAGGCAGAAGCCAGCGAGUCUCCAGAAUGCUGUGCACGGUUGCCUCGUGAUCAGAUGGGAAGCUGGGUCUAGGCGGAGAGAGUCGCUGCUGCCUUGCCCUUGGCUCAGCCUGAGAGACCUUCCUGUGACUGGGUGACUAGGGGGCCAGAGGAGGUUGGAGAGAGGAGAGAGAGAGAGAGAGAGAGAGAGAGAGAGAGGAAGGAGAUUCUGAUCAGGGGAGCUAAGAGGACGUUUUGCAGAGCAAUAAGAUAGGGGUUUCAUUCCUGGUGCACUUUAGUCUUCAAGAACCAUCCCUUCCAGCCCCCGCAUGUAUAAGUAUUUUAAGGAAGAAAACCAGCAGGACUGGAGUUACUUUUCCUAUGGGAGCCAGUUCAGUGCAGUGGGUGGAAGAAAAAUCACCGGUAACCCCAGGCUGCCACAGGCGCAGGUGAGGGUCUGGUACUUUCCUCUUCCAGGUUACAUGUUCAAGGCAGUCUUGCUUGGCUGGUGGGUGGCGCGGGCAGAGUCCUGAGAAUUCCCUUGCCUCCCCUCCCCCACCACCACCAUUUGGAAGUGCUGACGUGAGAGUGCCUCCUUCCUACUCAAUAAUGUCUGUUCUUAGUACUUAGGAACUCCAGAGUCAUGGUCCAAGGGAGAAGCUGGCUCCUUGGCCAUAGUCAUGCCCGCAUUGCCACUGAAGGUGUCUAGCUCCAGGCAGGAACAGUGCUGGUGUCCCUUGUAGUAGACCAGCAUUCCUGAGUUGGGUUGAGGGAGUAGGGGGAGUCAGGGUUAGCCUAAUAAAGA
This is a messenger RNA of Mus pahari (shrew mouse), 5511 nucleotides long. It is a transcript of the gene Dpf3, whose product is annotated as double PHD fingers 3. NCBI's taxonomy places the organism in Eukaryota, Metazoa, Chordata, Mammalia, Rodentia, Muridae. Bases 23 to 1159 code for a protein of 378 amino acids. Gene Ontology annotation, cellular component: nucleus. The record is from RefSeq and is a predicted model, not a curated record. The transcript has 11 exons.